AUGUCAAAAGGGUUUAUAAGUAGAGUUCUAAAUCCUAGUUUUCAAGAAAAAGUUAAUCAAAUCAUCAAUCAAGAAAGUCCAUUUCAGUUAGAAAUACACGAUAAUUUUUUCUGUUAUAGAGGAUUGCCUCGAAAUGAAUUUACUACUCUCACACAAUUAACAGGACUAACUAUAACUUCAGUGGGAUUAACUGGUAUUGGGUGUCUUACUUCCUUACAAUUAAUUAAUCUUGACUUAACUGAUAACGAUAUAUAUUCAUUCUCUGCACCUCAAAUGACAAAGUUAACAUCAUUAACUUUAGAUAAAAAUCCAUUGUCAAGCAUUGGAGAAUUACCACCAAAUCUUCUUCAUUUUUCACUGAAAGAUAUUGAUUUUAGGUCAUUUGUUCCAAUAUUCAAAGCAGUCACACAACUCAAAAAUUUAACAAGUUUAAAUAUGGAGAGAUUUGCUCCAUGGAGAGAGUCAAAUGAAGAAAAAAUUGAAGAAUUACAACAACAAUUUGAUCAGGUGAGUAAUUUAGAAGAUGAGUCAUUGCAAGGUAUUAUGGGAGAAAGGAUAGCAAUUCUUAUUCAACAAUUAAUGAAUCAAAUAGAUGAAAUGACUAAUGAAAUACAAGGUGUUGAGGAAUGUGAUAAUCCAUUAUUUAGUUUUAUUAUUGCUUCAUUACCAAAACUUGAAACUAUCAAUGGACAAAAAUUAGAUAAAAAUUCUGUACGUAUAAAACAAUACUCUUCUUAUAAGGAAACACCAGUUAUUGAAUUUAAUGAAAAAAGACAGAAAGGAAUACAAAUAACAAGAUUUGAUACAGAAUUACAUUGUUGUAAUAAAUGGAAUAAAAUUGAAGGAAUUAAUAAACCGAGACAAUUAGACUUUUCUCCAGUAACUGGAGAACUUGUUGUUGGUUCUCUUAAUGGAGAAGUCUAUAUCUAUAAUGAACAUUUUCCAAUUAAAACAAUUACUUCUGUUAUAAGGAAACCAAUUUAUGGAAUUGGUUGGUUUAGAACAACCCAAAACCAAUCUAAAGUUGUUAUUGGUAAUAAUGAAGGAAAUUUGUUCUUAGUAAAUACAAGUGAUACAACUUGUAGACAAUUACAAACUAUUGAAAUAUUACUUUCACUUCACAUUAAUUCAAAUGAUGAGUCAAUGGUAACUACUGGUAAUGGGUGUGGUGUUACAAUAUUUGAUACAAAUACUUUUAAUAUUAAACAUAAAUUUGAUUCAAUACAUCAAGGUGCAGUCAAUGUUGCUCGAUUUGGUUCAGUUGAUCCUAAUUUACUAGUUACAAGUAGUCAUGAUAAAACAAUAAAAGCAUGGGAUCUCAGAACAAAAAUGAAUAGCCCAAUACAAGUAAUGAAGGGAGUUUCUCCAUUUAAUAGUGUUGGCAUAAAUUCUAAUGACACAGCAGUUGUUGCAGCAGGUAAAGAUAAUUAUGUAGUACGAUUUGAUUUGAGAAAAGGAGAGGAAGUUCGAGGAUUAAAUAUGAAAUUACAAAAAUUACUAGAAGAUGAUAAUUAUACGAGGGCAUACUUUAAUAGUGAAAAUGACUCUGUUAUUAUUGCUUCGACUAAACAAACUUCUUUGUUUGUUUGUGAUGCAGUAACAGGACGAGUAACUACAGAAUGUUUCUUUGAUCCAUCUGAAAUAGAAUACUGUGAUGGGUUAUUAAGUUUGAGACCUCACCCAUUUGAUCCAUAUCGUGUUUACACUAUUCCAUUUGAAGAACAAGAUUUUAAAAUAAAGGGGCUUUAUGAAUGUGAUAUAAUAAAUUCCUAUUCACACUAA
Molecule: messenger RNA, 1782 nt
Organism: Entamoeba nuttalli P19
Lineage: Eukaryota; Evosea; Mastigamoebida; Endamoebidae
Product: WD domain, G-beta repeat-containing protein
Exons: 1
Coding region: 1-1782 (593 amino acids)
Biological process (GO): cellular response to UV-B
Cellular component (GO): Cul4-RING E3 ubiquitin ligase complex
Molecular function (GO): protein binding
Source: RefSeq, a predicted model, not a curated record